AGUGCAGCCCCUGUACCAAGCAGCCGACCUCCUCCAACUGGACUAUGUGAGAGACACCUGCAGCAGCUACAUGGCCAUGAACGUGGAGCGCUCCACAUGUGCAGAGCUGUACAAGUUUGCUGAUGUCUUCUCUGUUGACAUUGUCCAGAAGCGUUGCCUGCAGUGGAUAGCCAGACAUUUUACCGAGGUUGCCUCCAGUGAGGAAUUCUACAUCAUGAGUGUGGCUCAGCUGACUAAUAUCAUCAGCCACGAUGAGCUGGAUGUUAAAGAGGAGAUAACCGUGUGGGAGGCUGUGGUGAGAUGGGUGCAGCACAGCAGGGAGGACAGACUGCAUCACCUACCCAGCAUCCUCCCUCACAUCCGCUUCAACCUGCUGCCCUCAGACGACAAGGCAGCCAUCUUGGAUCACCCACUGGUCAGGAAUGAUCCUGGGAGCUCUGAGGUCAUCAGGAAUGUGGUACAGAAAUGGAACCUCAACCUGAAACCGAGGCUUGGGAUGACUACAGAAAUGGCUAUUCUGUACUGUGGAUCAAGAAAGCUCCUCUUCAUGAACCCUCAGGAAGGGAAGUACAUCAGCUGCAGGUACAGUCGUGAAGACAUGUCCAAGUUCUCUGCCAUGACAGUCACCAGUGAUAACGACAUUUACAUACUGGAUACUGAGGAAUUAGAUGAUGAUGAGAAUCAGUUGUCCCUGUUUAAGUACAACCAUGCUAAGAAUGUUUGGGAGCUUGCAGGUGUGUCCACAAUAUCUCAUGGACCGAUUCAUGAAUUUUCUCACUGCCAGGAACUUCUUUUUGAAGUUGAUAGGAACUUGUAUUACCUUGCUGUUGAUCGAGAAAUAGACAGGCCAUUGCUGCAGUUGAGAAAGUACAACCAGAACACAAAACAAUGGCAAGAGUGUUCAUCACUUCAACUCAAUGAAACUUUAUGCUCCUGUGCAACAUUGUCCUGCGGUUCGUACAUCUACUUCCUCACAAAUUCAGCCGUGUAUUGCUACGAUUCGAGCCAGGACCGUUGGAGCGAGCGGACCCCACCGUACAUUGAAGUCUGUACAGCCGUUGUUAUGGGAACAGAGAUUUUCUGCACAGAUUGUGAAUUCACUCAGACUCUGGUGUAUGACACAGAGUCUGAUAACUGGCAGGAACUCCAAGGCUGGCCGAACCCUAAUCCAGAAAGCCUUGAUGAUGAUAGUUUGCCCAUUCUUUUCGUAGUAGAGAACCAGCUGCACAUAUUGUUAAUCUGUGAUAGUGACUCCCAGGAAGGCAUCGUGCAUUUGGUGUAUGUUUAUGACAAGUCUACUGAUGCCUGGAGAGAGUUGAAGGCAAAUAUGCCUAAUAAGGAGUAUUUUGCACCUGGUUCUUUUUCACCUGUGGCACGUAUGUACCUACCACAUCUGAAGGGGACAUGAACAUACAUCACUUCUUACGCACACAAUUUUCAGUGCUGUAGUAUAAGCAUCUAUAGAGUACUGUCCCCUAACAUUUAUUAAGAUCUCAGGUUUUGCUGAAUGCUCUCACCAUGUGAAAGACCUUAUGGUACAUUUUAUAGUUUUAAGUAGCAGUUGGGCAUUUGCCAAAAACCAUUGCUUUGUUUUCUUAUUCAGUUUUAUAGAACUGACCUAAGUGAUGUCAUUUGCCUUUACGUCAAGCAACUAUAAUUAGCAGACUUUAUAUCGUAAAACUUUUACAAUCAUUCUACUUGUAUUUUAUUAUUAGAUUUGAUGUAUUUCCUAUAGCGUGCUUAAUCUUUUAUCUGUUGGUCUCCAUAUAUAUUAGUCUUACAACGGUCAUUAACUUUAUAUCUAUUGUAAAACUUUUACAAUUAGAGUCCAUUUCGAGUCACCAAGAGGGUUUUGAAAUAAUAUUUGUAUUAAGUUUGAACUUUUCGAAGUAAAAGAAUAUUUCAGUCACUAAAGUGACAAACAAUUGUACAAACAAUUGAAAAUGAGAGUUUGAACAUGUUUGAACCUAUCUGGAUAUGUU
Messenger RNA from Branchiostoma floridae (Florida lancelet), 1982 nucleotides. Its product is annotated as kelch repeat and BTB domain-containing protein 8-like. Lineage: Eukaryota; Metazoa; Chordata; Leptocardii; Amphioxiformes; Branchiostomatidae. The transcript has 4 exons. Gene Ontology annotation, molecular function: protein binding. The record is from RefSeq and is a predicted model, not a curated record. Bases 71 to 1408 code for a protein of 445 amino acids.